Molecule: messenger RNA, 593 nt
Organism: Notodromas monacha
Lineage: Eukaryota; Metazoa; Arthropoda; Ostracoda; Podocopida; Cyprididae
Source: the annotation of a GenBank genome assembly
GCAGAACAAGGGCAUGGGACAAGCAUAACAUUUUUGCCUCGUCCCCAACGGGGAAGCCAAAUCAGAAAAUCGCGAAAAGACCAAUAGAAUCCCGAGAUCCGUGGUCAAAAAUCCUGCACAGGGAACCCUUUGGCCAUCAUGCUGAAGUUGCAAGAAAAAGCGAGACAAUUGGAUACCCUAGCCGGAGAUCCCCUGUUACGAAAUCAUCACAAUCUCGUACAGCUUUUCAGAUUAUUUCACGAAUGAAUGAUUUGGUGUCACUUGUUGGCGGAAUACCCGAGAUGAGUUCGCUUUCGAACCGGACAGAUGAAAAAGUCACCUCGUUGCAGGAUCCGGGUUUCGAUGAUUCUCGUUCGAAGUCGGUCCUGAAAAUGCUCAGAUCGCCGAAAAUUGAGACAGCUAAACCGACUAGGGAAACCCCUUCAGACUUUUCGAAUUUUGAAUGCAGGCUCGAAGCCAAGGUCAACAUGAUAACAUUUGCUUGGCCCGAGGUUCCUUCAAUAGUGUUGAACACGAAGAAUUCACCGUCUACUUCGGAGCUGACUUCGAGUGCGAUGCCGACGUGUUCGAAAUUCAGUGAUGCCACGUUUCUG